This is a messenger RNA of Mobula hypostoma (lesser devil ray), 2940 nucleotides long. RefSeq lists its product as uncharacterized. Bases 166 to 963 code for a protein of 265 amino acids. The transcript has 6 exons. The record is from RefSeq and is a predicted model, not a curated record. NCBI's taxonomy places the organism in Eukaryota, Metazoa, Chordata, Chondrichthyes, Myliobatiformes, Myliobatidae.
UUUCAAUACGUUGCGGGAAUGGUUUGCUGUGAAACAGGAUCAGACCGUGAGCGGAGCGUGUCCACGGACCGGUUCUUCCAGCCCUGGAAUUGGGAAUUCUGCACAGCCGGAAUUCUGCCUACAGAAGGAACUAGAGCGAGCUGAGAGACUGGGAUACCCGUGAGGAUGCCGCACUCCGAUGGGAAGGCAGAGAUGCUCCUGUGGAUACUGACAGUCCUUCCCACUGUGGUCCAGUGCAGAGCGGCCAUGGCCUCCCCGGACUCAAUCACCACCGUCCCUGUUGGUGGAUCCGUCCACUUCCCCAUCCUCCAUGGCAGCGAGGACAAAUACGGUGUGAUUCUGGAGAAAACGUCCCCAAACCAGCUGAAGAUCUUGGCAUGGAUGUCAGACCGACCGGAGACUCCGUACGUGAUCGUGCCGUCCUACAUGAACCGGAUUCACUUCCGGAGAGAUGGUGUUAUCGAGAUGCGAAGCAUCAAGAUGAGUGACCAGGGGACGUACGAGGUGCAGACAAACUACUUUGGGAGGGAGCUGAGAAACCGUGAUUGUGACCAGUUUGAGGUCCAUGUUGUCGAGCCGGUGUCUGAGCCAAUAGUGGAGAUCAGCAGGAAUGCCUCCCACAUCACGCUGAACUGCACGGCUCUCGGAAGCGGACAGAUCACCUAUCGGUGGGAAAGGCAGACAGACGCUACCGUUGGGAACGACACCGUCCAUGGAGCCCUGCUGGUCCUGCAGAACGAUGGGCUGAGUGGCCACACCUACAACUGCAUUGCUGAAGAUUGCUGCAGUCGGCAGAUCAGCCUCCCAGUCUCUGUCGACUUCAACCCAGCCAGCAAGUCCAGAAAUUAUUGGGCCAGUGUCCUCAGCUUUACAGUCGUUUUGGUGUUAAUCUUGGGUCUGUAUCUGCUCAGGAAAUCUCAGUCAAGCCCACCCAGAAACCAAGGGCCAGGAGAGUUCCAGUGAGGAUGGGGGUUUGGAUGAGGGUUCUGACUGUCCGAUCUUGGAAUCUCGUGGCUCCUCUGACCCAGUGUGAACUGGAACAGGGACAGUGCUGAACAUGUCCCUCCCUCCAGCUGCUGUCUCUACCAUGACCCCCACCCACCCAACCCCUGAUCACAGGACGUCUGUGCCUCAUACUGUGUGGGAGGUGUCACUGAGAUGGUGGGCUCCCCAGUGUGGGGCAGUUCCUGACUGUAGCAACUACUGGGGAACCGAUCAAUGAUUGUGCGCAUUGAGAUGGGAGCUCAGGGUGACUGUGUCAGUGUCUGUCCCUGUGUCCUGUUUAUUUGUUCUGUCUCAGGUUUUACGCAGAACAUUUCAGCACAAUACAGGCCCUUUGGCCCAUAAUGCUGAGCUGACUUUGUAAUCCAGUCUAACAUCAAUCGAACUCUCCCCUCUGACGUAGCUCUCCAUUUUUCUAUCAUCCACAUUCCUUUAAAUGCCUCUACCAGCACCCCUGGCAGCAUGUUCCUUUCAUCCAUCACUCUCUAUAAAAACACACCUCUGAUAUCCCCCCUCGUACUUUCCUCCAAUCACAAUAAAUUGAUGCUGUCUGUGUUGGCCAUUUCCACCCUGGGGAAAGGUCUGACUGUCCACUGUCUGUCCCUCUCAUCAACUUGUACAACUCCAAGUCACUCUCGUCCUCCCUCACUGCGAAGAGAAAAUGCCCAGCUCACUCAACCUCUCCUCAUCGGACCAGCUCCCUAAGCGGUCACCUCACUACAGGAAGGAUGUGGAUACUAUAGAGAGAGUGCAGACGAGAUUUACAAGGAUUUUGUCUGGAUAGGAGAGUGUGCCUUUUGGGAAUAGGUUAGGUGAACUCGGCCUUUUCUCCUUGGAGUGACGGAGGAUGAGAGGUGACCUGAUAGAGGUGUAUAAGAUGAUGAGAUGCAUUGAUCGUGUGGAUAGUCAGAGGCUUUUUCCCAGGGCUGAAAUGGCUAACAUAAGGGGUCACAGUUUUAAGGUGUUUGGAAACUGGUACUGAGGGAAUGUCAGGGGUCAGUUUUUCCACACAGAGAGUGGUGAGUGUGUGGAAUGGGCUGCCAGCGGUGUUGGUGGGUGAGGCGGAUAUAACAGGGUCUUUCAGGAGACUCUUGGACGGGUACGUGGAGCUUAGAAAAGUAGAGGAAAUUGUACACAGUUUCUAGAGUAGGUUACAUGGUCAGCACAACAUAGUGAGGGGAAGAGCCUGUGAUCUGCUGUAGACUUUCUAUGUUCUAUAUUGUAUUUUAUCUUAUUUCUCUGUCCACCAGAGAAAGCAGGAUCUCCAGUGGCCACACAUUUUAAUUCCACAUCCCAUUCCCAUUCUGACAUGUCUAUCCAUGGCCUCCUCUAUUGUAAAGAUGAAGCCACACUCAGGUUGGAGGAACAACACCUUAUAUUCCGUCUGAGUAGCCUCCAACCUGAUGGCAUGAACAUUGACUUCUCAAACUUCUGUUAAUGGCCCAUCUCCCAUCUGUUAUUUAUUUAUAUACACACAUUCUUUUUCUGUCUCUGUCUCCCUUUUCUCCCUCUGUCACUCUCACUAUACCCUUUGCCCAUCCUCUGGGUUCCCCCCCCUUGUCUUUCUUCCCGGACCUCCUGUCCCAUGAUCCUCUCGUAUCCCCUUUUGCUUAUCACCUGUCCAGCUCUUGGCUCCAUCUCUCCCCCUCCUGUCUUCUCCUACCACCCCUUCCCUUCCCACUUUCAAAUCUCUUACUAACUCUUCCUUCAGUUAGUCCUGACGAAGGGUCUCAGCCCCAAACGUCGACUGUACCGCUUCCUAGAGAUGCUGCCUGACCUGCUGCGUUCACCAGCAACUUUUAUGUGUGUUGCUUUUAUUUUAAUUAUUGGUUCUUUUUGUCUUUUGCAUGUUGGUUGUUUGUCAGCUUUGUUAUUGUAGUUUUUCACAAUUUCUAUUAUAUUUGUGUAUUUUGCUGUGAAUGCCUGUAAUGAAAUGAA